Molecule: messenger RNA, 2421 nt
Organism: Cydia amplana
Lineage: Eukaryota; Metazoa; Arthropoda; Insecta; Lepidoptera; Tortricidae
Gene: Sec15
Product: exocyst complex component 6
Exons: 16
Coding region: 142-2421 (759 amino acids)
Biological process (GO): Golgi to plasma membrane transport; exocytosis; intracellular protein transport
Cellular component (GO): exocyst; membrane
Source: RefSeq, a predicted model, not a curated record
UACGUUACUUGUUUUUUUUUAUGUUAUAAAUAUGAGAAAAUUCCGUUUAUACACAAAAUAAGACAUCGUUCUUGAAAUGUUAUCGGACUCCAACUCCUUAGACCUGUAUUGAAAGCGGUAUCAAUAAAAAACCGGUCUAAAAUGACGAGUGCUACUAUUCAGGAGAUCGAAGGGAUAGACGACUAUUGGGGUCCGGCGUUCCGUUCGGUGUACGAAGGUGACGGACAUGAAGCGUUUGUGCAGCAACUUGACGAGCGCAUCAAGCAGCAUGACAAGGAGAUCGAGAAACUAUGCAACUUCCACUACCAGGGCUUCAUUGACUCAAUCCGCGAGUUGCUCCAAGUCCGCUCUCAUGCGGAAGAGCUGCAUGCUGAGAUAUCUAAUGUGGAUGCCAAUGUCAAGGAGACCACAGAAGGUCUCUGCUCGCGGGCCGAGGAGUUGAUCAGGGCUCGGCGUGUGGAGCUGAACAUUGCAGCAACGAUUGAAAAGAUGGAGCUCUGCCUCCCGCUGCUUACCACUUACUCCAAGUUAAAGACACAGGUUGAGGCUAAGAGAUACUACCCAGCCCUGAAAACGCUCGAGCAACUAGAACACGUUCUACUACCACGCGUCGGGCCAUACAAGUGGUGCGCGCAGAUCGCGGCCGACAUCCCUCGCUUGCGGCAAGCCAUACGGGACGCGUCCAUGGCCGACCUCAGAGGGUUCCUGGAGAACAUACGCCGGCUCAGUCCGCAGGUUGGUGCGAUGGCGUUGAAGCAAACUCAAGACAUGCUCGGCAGAAGCUUGGCUACUAUUGUAAAAACUAAGAAGGACAUGGCGGUCCUCGGCAUCGGCCGGGAGACCCUGGGCCCGCAGUGCGCGCACGAGCUGGUGGACUUCAGCCCGCUACACCGCUGCCUGCACAUACACGGCGUGCUGGGCGCCAAGAACGACUUCAUACAGUACUACAGAGCUCAACGCAAGCAGCAAGCGCGUUUAGUGCUGAUUCCUUCUGGUAACCUUCACGACAACAUACAGAGCGUGAAGAACUACCUCAACGCAGUGCUGGGGUUCUUCAUACUGGAGGAGCACCUGCUCAGCACUGGCGCGGGGCUGGUGUCCAAGGAUUGGCUUCUAGACACAUGGAGUAUGUCGGUGACCAAGGUGGCUUCGACCCUAAGGACAAAUACAUCGCUGAUCACAGACCCGACCCUUAUGCUGAGCAUCAAGCAUCAGAUAGUGCUGUUCAUUAACACGCUCAAAUGCUACGGGCUGCCCGCGGAUCCGCUCCCACUACUCCUCCAGGAGAUGGCGGAGCACUACACGGAGGUGCUGAUGCAGCGGUGGGUGGUUGUAUUCAGGGAUAUACUCGACAACGCCACCUUUCUUCCCAUCGAGGUGGCCGAUCAAGAGCAAUACGACGGUGUAAUGGACACAUUCCCUUACGACGGGGAAGAAUUAGAAGCUCAGGGGUUCCCUAGGAAGUUCCCAUUCUCGUCGAUAGUCCCCGCGGUGUACGUGCAAGUGAAGGAGUUCAUAUACGCGUGGCUCAAGUACUCGGCCGGCCUCGGCCUCGGCGGGGGCCGACGCGCGGCCGCGGCGAGGCAUUCGGCCUCGCUGCUGUUGAGCAGAUCCUUUACGGGCUGUCUGUCAGCGUUGUUCCGGCAUCCACUGCCACUGAUGCAACUUGUCCAGAUAAUCGUAGAUACCCACUACCUGGAAGACGCGACCAUAUGUCUCUACGAGUUUAUAAGCAACAUCACCGGUUCAGAACUGGUCACUACACAGGCGGCAGGCAGCAUGUUCCAAGCGGCGCGCGACGACGCAGAGAAACAAAUCUGCGACAACCUCGAAAAGAAAGUCGACGAGUUCCUCGACCUCGAGAACUACGACUGGUUGCUGGUCGAACCGACCGGACAGGCCUCGGCUUUUGUUACCGACAUGCUGAGCUACCUGUCCGGGGUACUGACUUCUUUGGAACAGUUGCCAGAACGUGCCAGAGUGGCAGCGGUCCGCGCAGCGACCAACCGCAUCGCGACCCGCCUCCGCAACCUGCUGCUCGACCCGGCCGUGAAGCAGGUCUCGUCCGGAGCCCUGCACCAGCUCGACCUGGACGUCAUACAGUGCGAGCAGUUCGCGGCCGCCGAGCCUGUGCCCGGACUCCGGGAAGGGGAGCUACUGGAGCAGUUUACUAGUCUACGCCAACUCCUCGACCUGAUCGGCGGGUGGGACUGGUCGUCCUACCUCCACGACAUCAACAUGGACGGCAACAAGUACAACCUCGUGACGCCCCGAGACGCCGCCACGCUCCUUGAAAAGCUCAGGGAGGCAGAGUCGAAGUCUUCCGUCUUUGCUGUCUUGAAGAAGAACGAGAGGGACAGGAGGAAGCUACUCGACACCGUUUUGAAACAGUUGAAACAAUUGCAAAAUCAGGAUGGCUAG